UUCGCUCACCCCACCCCACCCCGCACCUCCUCCACCCCCUUUCCCUCCUCCUGGCGAGCCGGAGCGAUAGGAGCUCCAUUGCUCUAGUCUAAGCGUCGGCGGAGGGGGGGGGGAGGGCGAGGGCGAUGAAUAUUGAUGAGGCUGCCCCGGCUCUAUUGUGCAAUUGGAGCGGCGAGGUGAAGGCGCAGGCAGAAUGGAGGUGGGGAGCUGCGCGGCGCUCGUAGGGCUGGCGCUUCAGCCGCAGCAGUAGCCAGCCGCCGCCGCCGCCGCCUGCACUGGGGGCUUUGUUUCAGUCCGCCCGGGCCGUCGCCAUCCACCUCGCCUUCCUCCUCUCCCGUGCCUCGCAGCCAAGGCGGCCGGCCAUCAUGGUACCGGGACAGAAGCAGCUGUAAGGGAGAAGCGGAGCCCCCCCCCCCUCCCCAGUCUCCCGAGGAAAGAAGACGACCGAGAGCGAGAGCGGCUCGCCCGCCCCGAGCUCCGCCACGCAGAGAGGCCCCCGCUCCGUGAGGACUGAGUCAGAAGUCAGAGAAGCAGGAUGCAGGAUUCUCAGAAGACUUGGAGAAUGACCUGGCUUGAUUUCCAUGUCUCUUCUUAACAGCAGCUCUUAUGAAAUUGAGCAAUCUAUCUGCUGCUGUGACAUCUGAGAGGCAGCGACCGGUCUCCCUGUGUGGCCUUGGAUCCUGCACCCAGCCCCUUCACCUCCCUGUAGCCAAUGACCCCCAUGAACCCAAUGAAACCAUCGCUCCCUCCCACCCCGCAUGGUGAUGGUUCAUAUGCCUACGAGUCAGUUCCUUGGCAACAGAAUACCAAUCAGCCUGCAGGAUCUCUCUCAGUGGUAACCACUGUUUGGGGCGUCAGCAACACAUCCCAAAGCCAGGUUUUUGGAAACCCCAUGGGUCCUGGAGGAAACACUGCUGGUAAUCCCAUGAUGCCCAGCGUGGCCAGCAGUGGCUCUGGCAUGAACUCACCACAAUUUAUGGGACAGCAACCUUUCCCUGAGGGUUCCACAGGCAAAGGUUACGUGCAACCUGGGAUGUACAGUCGCAGUUCAUACCCUGGAGGGCCAGGCUUCACCACAAGUUAUGCAGGGAGUCCAAACGGCCCAGGGGGAAUGGGCAUGCCUUCUCAUACUGGGAGACCCCCGGCAGACUUCACCCAAGCAGCCGCUGCAGCCGCUGUAGCAGCUGCAGCUGCCACAGCCACGGCCACGGCCACAGCCACAGUUGCUGCCUUGCAAGAAAAGCAGAGCCAGGAGCUGAGUCAGUAUGGAGCGAUGGGUGCCGGGCAGCCUUUCAACAAUCAAUUCCUCCCUCAUUCGGGGCCUCGAGGACCAACUGUACCUUCCGGGAUGAAUCCAGCCAACAUGUUGAAUGCCUCCGGGAUGUCACCCAUGAACAUGAACACAGCAAGGACUCCUACAAUGAGCGCCCUGUACGCUGGCCAGAGGAUGCCACAGCAUGGCUACCCUACUCCACCACAAGGCCAGCAGAUACCCCGGCAAAGUGUCAAGAGAACUUAUUCCAGCGAGGGUUAUCCAGGACAACAAUAUAUACAAAGUGGCCAGUAUCCCACUCAAGCCGGACAGUAUGCCACGAAUGUGCCUCAACCAUCUGCUCCAUCCCCCUCCUAUCCUGGUCACCGGUUGCCACUGCAACAAGGAGUGAGCCAUUAUCUCUCUGCCUCCAGUACUAGCGGCCCAUACUAUAAGCCUACUGAUCAGUUCAAUGGUCAAAAUGCCAGUUUUAAUGGUGGCAACUUCAAUACCUACGGACAAGCUACUAUGAAUGGGCCAGGAAGAUCUAUGCCUGGCUAUCCAAGCUCUCCUUUACCUGGUAACCCCACACCUCCGAUGACCCCUGGAAGUAAUAUCCCUCCCUACAUGUCCCCAGGACAGGAUGUGAAGUCACCAUUCCUUCCAGACAUCAAACCCAAUAUCAAUUCUUUGCAUCCUUCUCCAUCUCCCAACAUUGGUUCUUUGCAUCCUUCUCCAUCUGGAAACCCUUGUGAGGAGUUGCGUUUGACCUUCCCUGUACGGGAUGGUGUAGUAUUGGAGCCUUUCCGCCUCCAGCACAACUUGGCGGUCAGCAACCAUGUCUUCCAGCUCAGGGACUCUGUUUAUAAGACUCUGAUGCUCAGGCCUGACUUAGAGCUGCAGUUUAAAUGCUACCAUCACGAGGACCGACAAAUGAACACCAACUGGCCAGCCUCAGUCCAGGUCAGCGUGAAUGCCACCCCUCUGACCAUCGAGCGGGGAGACAACAAGACUUCACACAAACCCCUCUACCUAAAGCAGGUCUGCCAGCCCGGCAGGAACACCAUCCAGAUCACAGUCACAGCUUGCUGCUGUUCCCAUCUUUUUGUCCUGCAAUUGGUGCACAGGCCUUCAGUUCGGUCCGUUUUGCAAGGUUUAAUCAAGAAGCGGCUGCUGCCGGCUGAGCACUGCAUCACCAAAAUCAAACGGAACUUCAGCAGUGGCACAAUCCCUGGGACUCCGGGUCCAAAUGGCGAAGAUGGUGUGGAGCAGACGGCCAUUAAGGUGUCUCUGAAGUGCCCCAUUACUUUUCGGAGAAUCCAGCUUCCAGCCAGGGGUCAUGACUGCAGGCACAUACAGUGCUUCGACUUGGAAUCCUAUUUGCAGCUAAAUUGUGAAAGGGGGACGUGGCGAUGUCCUGUUUGCAAUAAAACAGCCUUGUUGGAAGGGCUUGAAGUGGACCAGUACAUGUUGGGAAUCCUGAUUUACAUUCAAAACUCCGAAUAUGAAGAGAUCACCAUCGACCCGACAUGCAGCUGGAAGCCGGUCCCAAUCAAACCUGACAUCCACAUCAAGGAGGAGCAGGAUGGGCCCGUGCUGAAGCGUUGCCGCACCAUGAGUCCCACCCACAUGGUGAUGCCCAGUGUCAUGGAGAUGAUUGCAGCCCUGGGACCGGGUCCCUCGCCAUUUGGAUCUUUGCAGUCCUCUUCCGGUGGCGGUGGCACCAACGACUAUAGCAGCCAAAAUUCAACCUUUUCUGGAACUUACCCAGAUUCAUUCCCCACUGUGAACCCCGGCACCCCGACGUUAAAUGAAUUCAACCCUGGGCCUCCUCCCAUCUCCUACCAAUCUGACAUUCCGGGCAGCCUGCUGACCCCCGAAAAGCCAACUGUUCCUUCCAUUCCUGGACAGAUGGCUCCAUCAAGCAGGAUGGAUCCUUCUUCACACAAUCCCGUGCAACAGGGCCUAAACAACCCCAGCCUCAGCAAUCAGCCGGGCCAGCAGCCACCAUCACAGCAGCAGCAGCAGCAGCAGCAGCAGCAGCAGCAGCAGCUCCACCAUCGGAAUCCCCCUCUUCCUCCCCCACCAUCACACCAGACACCGGGACAGUCAGGCACCGGAGGCCCAGCACAUGGAAGGGAGCUCCCUUUCAAUCCUGGUCCUGGGAUGGGAGCGCCACCUGGAUCCGUGGAUGGGCCUGAACCUUCCCUUGACCUUCUUCCUGAGCUGACAAAUCCAGAUGAGCUGCUGUCCUACCUGGGUCCCCCCGACCUUCCCAAUAAUAGCAACGAUGAUCUGCUCUCUUUGUUUGAGAACAAUUGAAGCCACUCCAGAUGGAACCCAGGCAUCAUGCUCCACCUACCAUGUCUUCUCUCUCUCUCUCUCUCUCUCUCUCUCUCUCUCUCUCUCUCUCUCCCUCUCCCUCCCUCCCUCUCCCUCCCUCCCUCCCUCUCUCUCUCUCUCUCUCUCUCUCACACACACACACACACUUUCACUUACAAUUCAUCCCGUAGCUUCCCAGGCUGUCAUCAAGAGAGAGACCUUGCCUUGUAUCCCAGUGGUAGCCAUGAAGCCCUGCUAGUGGAUCAGUGCAAGGGACUUUGGCCAGGUAGCCAUCUCCUUUUUCUAGGAUUGCCUCUUGUCUAUCAAAGGGCUCCCAUGGGAGACAAGAAAUGCUUGGUUUACUUGUUUUGAGAAAUCCUUCCAGCCCAGGAGAGAUGGUGGUGCUGCUGCUGCUGUUGAUGGGGACUUUUUCCUGAAAAACGGCUUUUCAUCAUGUUGCUCAGGCCAGAUCAGGUACAGGGCAUUGUCUUGCUUCUAAUAAUAUUCCCAAGAUAUCUCCCACAAACCUGCAGCCAGAGCAGGAAGAAAUGCAUUUGGUUAGCCUUUGGAAAUGUUAAUAGAACUGACAACUCCCAUCAUGUGCAUCAUUCUUGAUAUCUUGAGAUGAGUACAUCUGUCUGAUCAUCAAAAGCUAUGGAAUGAAACUGACACCUCACACUUCAUCCACUUACUUCAUGGAUUUUAAAGAACAAAUUCCAAGGAACAUCAGAGCUCUACUACAUCUAGAGAAAGCAGAUGAAGCUUGGCUGCACUUAUCUGUCCCUGGAUAUGGAGCCCUCCUCCCCAUGAGCUACAGUAGUUCUUCCUGUCCAUCCUCUACAGCCUUGAUAUGGACAGAGCAGCAGUUCACCUAGAGGUUUCCAGCAUUAUGGUGAGAGCAUCCUCAAAUUCAGAUGAGCAACCUGCCCGCUGUCUCUCUCUUCAGAAAGAGGCUGUUGCCUGUAGAAGGACCCCAGGCAAAUUCCAGCUAGGAAAUCUUCCCCUGUGACUUCCUGCUGACUGCAAAAGUGAAGAAACGCAUCUCUGACUGAAAGAACCAAAGGUUCUUCAGAUACAGCCUGACAGAUUGCCUCCGUCAGUUGAUGGAUCCAUCUACAAGCACAACAAUGUACAUAAUGUAGAAACACUAAAAGAAACAAAAAUAAAAAAAGAAGCGAGGGUGGGAGGAAACGAAAGUGGGAGGGAUGGGAAAGAAAAUGUUUUAAAAACUCAUCACACUUGUUGUAUAGUCUCAUGGGGCUCCCCGGGCGUGGGGCAAAGGUCCUCUGUAUAAAUGUGCAUAAGCUUCCUAGAUUGUAAUAUAGACCAUUCCACAUGAGACAGAGUGCACCAUCCAGAGAUGUGAUGCUUUUAGCCAUAGCCGGGUCCUGUCCCUUGCAUUUGACCUGCGGGGAUCCUGCCAAAGGAGUCUGGAUGCCGAGAUUUUACUCAUUUUAAUCCCGAGCCCCCGAAAGUUAAGUCACAACGAGACAAAUCCAAAAACUUAAGUUUUAAAAUAUGUGUGUGUGUUGGCCUUCCGUUCCCUUCCAUCCUGCCCAGGAACCUACUUUGGUUAAGGGUUACAUUUGGGAUGGUGGUGAAGAGAUCCCAAAUGUGGUCUGUCUGUGAAAAAUUAAGCCAUUGUUUGUGGCCAGGUUUCCUGAGCCAGGGAGUCCCUGUGUCCCAAGUGCUGACAGCUCUGUUGACUUUCGUGUAUCUUGUUUCAUUAUUGCUAUAUAUUAAAGGAUUCUUUUUGGUGGGGCUCACCAAAUACCUUUUGUGGGCCAUUGACUUUCAAGUUUGAUUGCUUGUGGCCUCAAGGGGUAAAAAUGGGGGGAAAGGGCAGGUUACAUGGUGAGUUAUUUUUCUCCUCUGCUUCUGUAGAAUUUAGAAACUCAUUUCUUGAAGAGACAAGUCGAUGACCAACCCAAGGCCAAAAAAUAUUGAAAUUGGCAGCCAUGUCACAGAAACCAAGGAAUGACUAGGAGCACAAUUUUAAUUAGGGCAUAACUAUAAUCAUUUGCGUGGUUGGAAAUGUUCUGUUGUCACAAGAGGCAAAAUAACCUUGAGGCCAAUUGAAUACAAGCACUGCAGAAAACACAACUUUGGAAGGGGAGAAACAUUUUGGGGCCAUGCUAAAAGGUUAAAAAGAUGAUGGAGGCUGAAAGGGUGCCGAAAAGAAAAAACCUAUAAAUAGUGAUUUAAAAAACAUCUCCCUCUCUAAAACUGAUAGAUGUUUCUCCUCUUUUAGGAUAACCAGGUAUAAUUAUACUGUAUGUCCUCCACUAAAAACAUACAUCUUAUCUCUUCUAGGUCUUUGUGCUAGAAUUCAGUAAACCUUAGUCCAUUUUCAUUCCAAUCCAAGUGUUUGAAGGAAAGGAAACUCGGCCACACACUCCUAUUACCAUCAUUACAAUCACCCCAUAUGGAGCACCCCAAAUCAGCUACUAUCCUACCAAAUUGGAGGUGCGAACAUUUCAGAGCCAGACAAGGUGCUGGGAUUGUCAUGCACGUACAGGUUAAGCCUCUAUAUUAAGUUGUAGGGCUUUGUGCACAUCAAGGAAAUAAAUUAUUGCAGUGCUGGUUGUCCUGCUAUGCCAAGGAGAACGAAAAGUUACAAUACUUCUCAAAAAAAGAGAGAAGGGAACAUCUCACAAGUAGCAGUGCCUCCUUUGUACUAAAGAAAAUCCAUCAAUCAGUGAGAUCUAGCCCAAGUUUUGAUGGCCCCAGAAUACUUUCUAAAGUCUGCUGCAAUUAGAGAUUUUUGCAACCUCAGGAAGCAUGUUGAUAGCACUGGGCCACUGAUUAUAAUGGCAGUGCCCAGUGAGCUGGAUCUUGAUGUAGCUAGAGACAACUAUUAAAGUUACUGAGAUUUUGGUCAUGUCUAACUAAACUUAUUAAUUUCAGGUAUGACUGAAUCUGGAUCUAGUCUUCCUGUGGGCAUGCAUGUUCCUGUCCCUUUGAAGUCUAGGAAAUCUACCUUACAGGUUUCCUUUGAAAUAGUCCAAAAAGUUAAAAAUGACUGAAUGAAGAAGAAUUGAUGCCUUUGAACUGUGAUGUGCUGGUGUAAAUUAUUGUUUAUAUCAUGGAUGGCCAGAGUAAUUAACAGAGGUGUUAAAUCAUAUAAAACCAGACAUUAAGCUAAAAUCAUAAGGAUAUGUCUGAGUUACUUUGGCCAUGUCACGCGUGCAAGUUCAUUGAAGAAGGCAAUGAUGCUAGGAAUGGUUGGUGGAAAAAGAAGAAGAGGCAAGCAAAGAACUUGCUGGCUUGAUAACAUCAUAUCUGAUACAAAGAUGAACAUCCAACAACUGAAAGAUGCUGUGCUUCACAAGGUAGCAUGGAGAACACUUACCUAUAAAGUCACCAAGAGUCAGACAACUCAGUGGUUAAAACAACAAUUCCAAAAAACCACCUUGGUGAGAAGAGCUUUUAGCAAGUUGAAUCUCAUUCCAAGACGGAGUCCCAGAGUUCAGCUGUCUGACAUUUUGAAGUUGCCCUGGUGCCGGACAUAGAAGAGUCUGAAGGUGCCUUGCAUAACAGGAGAAGGGUAAUUGGUACAGCACCGUAUCAAGGUUCGAUCCCCCAUCUCCAGUUCAGUAGAUUAGGUUGCAAAAUAUAUUUGACUGACAUUUUGGAAUGUCUGCCACUUUUUAUAGGCAGUAGUUGGGAUAGAUGGAAUUACAAUCGGUCUGGUAGACUGCAGGUUCCUAGUAAUCUAGGAGAAAGUCCAGGGUUAAAUUGUACUCAAGGAUAUUUCUAAGUAAAAUGGAGAUAGGGAAAGCAGGCAAUAGAUGACCGGAAUUCCUGAAUCUCAGAUGGUCUCCUCGAGGAAAUGGAGGAAAUUUCAAAAAUCAAAACUUUGGGAAGGGAACGCAGUAUGAAAUUUUUCCUGGAGCUUUAACCAACAAAGGAGGUUCAAAAGGUGCUUGUUUUGUACCCCAAGACAAAUUUUGGGAAGGACUAAAAAUGAACUAGAAGCAGUUCUUGCUUACAAAGCACCCUACUGCAAAGCUCAAGGAAGGCUUUUAGAACGAAAUGGAGAAAUCAUUAAGGGUUAAAGAGAUCUUGAUUGCUUACAAUUAAAUUUCCAAAAGGAAGUGUGAGACAUAACAUAAUAUUAACAAAAUAUAGGAAGCACAGUAGAACGUGUAAUUGUCAGCAACCACCUCAUUCUUCCAGAUUUAUUUUGCCUGGGGAUGUUAAUGAUGUUGGGUCUUGUAUGUUGAACUUCUACAGAUUACUGGAAAAGGUAGACAGCCAAUAUGCCACCUUUAAAAAAAAAAAGUAGCAAGUCUUGGAAAUAAAUUGGUAUCUCAAUUGAGCCUCCCUCUUGUGGUAUGUAGAAAAUUAAUGCUGAGGAUGAUGAAUAUUCCCCUACCAAUUUCCAGGUGAUUGAUCAGGAGUGACUGGAGGAGAAUUAGGUGGUCCUGCAGAUUCUGAAUGUCCUCUCUAGGCCCUUCAGAUGUCACUUAUUACCAACGCAUGCCCAGAGAAAUACCCCAUUUGGCACUUUUCCUUUCUUGACAUACAGACCAUGAGUGAAAGCAAGAAGAGUCAUUUUGACUGAUAACUCACAGCUCAUGAGUUCAAUAUCCAGGUAAGACCAUUGCUAGGAAUUGCAUGCCUUCCAUUAUGUAGGCCAAUGAUGGCUAACCUUUUUUGCCAUCAUGUGCCAAAAGUGGGGGAGUGCAGGGGGGGUUGCGCGCACGUGUGCCCAUACCCAUUAUUUAAUGUGCCCUGCACAUGCGCGCGCACUCUCCCCGUGCUUCCCCCACUUAUGGCAUGUGAUGGCACGGUGGGCACAGUAGGCCCAUUUUUCACCCUCCCUGGGCUCCAGAAGCUUUUUGGGAGCCUGGGGGAGGGUGAAAACGGCCUUCUCCAACCCGCCCACCCCUGGAGGCCGGAAAUGGCCCAUUUCCCGACUUCCGAUGGGACCAGAAGGCCCGAAAAUCAGCUGGCCAGUGCGCACAUGCAGGCUGGAGCUGAGCUAGGGCAAUGCUCCGCCUGCCACAGGUUCACCAUCACGGAUGUAGGCCUACCAGUUUUCACCAAUUAAUAAUGUACUAGAUUAUAAUACAUUAUUCAGAAUAAGGCUCUUUUUUUUUCUUCUUUCUGCAUUGCCAGGUAUUUGUUCCACUGACCACCACUAUCGCUGCAGGGGAUCUCCCAAUAAACAUAUAAUGGGUUUCUAAUGAAGGAGUGCUUGCUUUUAUCAGCGCACCAGCAAGUCCGAGCUUAAUUUUAUCCUAAGAGUGCCAUACAUCUUUUUCUUUUGCAGCUCUGAAUUGUCAGAAAAAUAUCUGCAUAAAUGUUGCUGCAUGUUGUCAUCCUUUUCUCGCUAGAUUACAAUAAAUAACUGAAAUUCAGCUUAACUCAAGGUUAUUCCAGGUGAAGAGCACAACUGACGCUUUGAUUUUGAAGCCAGCCAUAAUGAAAUGAAGACUUGGGGGAGGAGGAGUGAAACUGAAAGAAACUGGUCCAUUUUUACCCACAAAAUAAUCCAUUACUUAUAACCAUUGCUUUUAAUUCUUAUUUUUUCUCUGGAAAGAGAUGAUUGGGCUCAAUUACCUGGUUGGCACAGACAACACAAGAAUACAGACAUAUGCAUGCUCCAUAGGGCAUGUAAACAAAUCCCACGAUAAAGAACUAUUUUCUUAUAUUAUCAGCAUCCAGAAAUUAAGGUAGGUAAAAUGAGGACCCAGAUUGUUGGGAGCAAUAAGUUGACUUUGUAUAUAAAUAUACAAAUAGGAUGAAGACUAUUGCUAACAUAGUGUAAACCGCCCUGAGUCUUCGGAGAAGGACGGGAUAUAAAUGCAAAUUAAAAAAAAAAUGAAUGGCUGAACAUCUCUCUUCCUGCUAUUCCAUCCAAUGGCAUUUCACUGGCAGAAAUAAAAGAAUAAACCAGCCUCCCUCAACUCUGCCUCCAUCCUCACAAUUAUACUCUGGAUGUGCUGGGCAACAAUUCUCAGAAUUGUCUCCAUGUAUGGCCAAUGGGAGUCAUAAUUCAGCAUAUCUGAAGAUAACCAUGCAUAGCGAUUACAUUCCUGGAGAGGACGAUGUAACAGACCAAACCACAGUCCAUUAUAAGCUUGUUGAUGCUGCAACUUUCUUCUGAAGUCUUUGGUGUUUUAGAUAGUUACUUAAUACAAAAUGAUUAAUGUAGAAUAAAUUGUUAUUCAUGCUACAUUAUUGGGCAGCAGGCACAGGAACAAAAAACAGUAAGAGUUGGAAGACAUCUCAGAAACCUUCUAACCCCCAGCUCAAGCAGGAGCACCUACAACUUCAGGAGGAAAGCCAUUCCACUGAUUAAUUGUUCUGUCAAGAAAUUUCUUAGUUCUACUGGUAGGUUGGAGCUCUCUUUGAUAGUCUCUUUUUAAUUCUAAGUUGGUUCUCUCCUUGAUUAGUUUCCAUCCAUUGCUUUUCCUGCCUUCAGGUAGAAAAAUUAGGUUCAAUUUCUUCAAUCCAGGUGUGCUCUCCCACAAGCCCCUAUUUGUCUCCUUUUUCCCUAUUCUAAUUUGCCAUCCUGGUAGCUGCCACUGGACAUGGAGCAUAUUAUCCCUGACAGAGUUAUUUGAACAAUGGUGUCCUGCGAGUAUGCAAAUAAUUCAGUUUUCUGACCUUCCCAGCCCUGAAAAACUGAGGUGUUGCAGAUUCAAAUUAAUGACAAGUCUUAUCUAAAAAAAUUAAUUGCCCACACAAUGGCUGAGUUUUGUAGAGAUUCUGUCAUCCAGGUCAUGGUUGUCCCAAAGGUGCUUUUUCAGGAGGCAACUGGACUUGGUUUUUUCUUUGAAGACAUUUUGCUUCUCAUCCAAGAAGCUUCUUCAGCUCUGACAGGUGUGGGAAUAGGAAUGGAUUUCCAGAGGAAAAAAACUGCAGACUACAGGAACCAGGAGCACCACUCAGGUGACCCUGAGGACAGAGAUCAACCUCCAAGUACUUCAACAACCCUCUAAAAGGAUACAAAUAACCAGAUGUCUGCAAGGAAUAUAAAUCCUGCCAUUCCCCAAUAUCCUUUGGGACAAUGGCCGAGUUCAGACAUUCCACUCUAUCCAUUGUUUAUGUAAGGCAGUUUAAUGUAAAAACAGUAGCUGACAGGAUUUGCACAUCAUACUAAGUGCUAAAGCAUGAAUUAGAAACCAAAAUGACCGUUUUUCACACCACGCUAAAUCAAGACACAUUAAAGCUUAGCACAACAUGGAAACUCAAUUAGAUGUUUCAAGACUGAUUUAGGGUGUGGACAUUUUUCUGGAUAGUCAUCCUAUGUUCUGAAGUGUUCCGAAGAUUGAACUGAGCUCAAAUUCAUUCUGAAAGCUUUAAGGAAUCCAUUUUAGCCACAGAAGGUUGAACGCUCCUGAAAGUUUCACAUCACCCCACUUGAAAAGUAUUCCCUGGAGAUCAAGUUGAAGUACUUCCUGGGUCUGCAACUAAGAAGCAUAAUGCAAUCUUGGCAGCUGUUGGGUGAAUUAAAUCAGGAGCUUGUGCUUUGCAUAGCAGGACAGCUGAGCAUGUCUGACAGCUGCGCCAUAGGCUCCCCGGGAACAGAUGGCUCAUGCUCAGCUUCCAGUGACAGGUACAGGACAGCAAAGGAAGGGGGGAAGAUGAGGCAGCAGGUGGGGCCUCAAAGUCUAAUCCUCAAGGAUUAUUCUAGAAUCUCUCCAAGAAAUCUAUCUUGCUGGAAGAACUUGCGGCUUUUCAGUGUCAGACAUGAGCAUAACAAGCAUACCGGCACUGCUUUGGCUUGACUUCAUUAUUGGUGUGAACACUGGUGCAACCUCCUUAGCGGCUAUUUGGAGCAUCUCUAGAGGCAGUCAAGGAGAUGUUCCAGGCUGCGUUUCCUGCCAGUCAGAACUGCAAUCCUAUCUGGGAAUAGCAGGGGAGGGGGAUUGCCCCAGGGAGGGAUUUAAUGUGCUCAACUUUGGUGUUGGCUUCCAAAGCAAAAACUAUAAAUAUUUUUCCCUGGGUGCGGGAGACUGAUAAUUUUCCUUUUUCUGAGUUCAAUUUUUUGAUUGGCUUAACUUUCUUGGUUUAUUCCCUCAAUCUGAUCCCCCUUAUACAUUGCAACUGUUUAAUUCUGUUGCAAGAGCAGACCAAAUCUGCUUCUCUCGCCUGGCUUUUUGGGGUAGUUUUCUACUAAGUGGGUUUAUACAUAUAUCUGAAGAUUGUUUCUGCAACCAUUUUCAGCUGAAAAAGAAAUGAGUUGAUAUAAAUAAUUUAUUGUACCUUCCAGUCUAAAUGGUAGUACAAUCUUAUAGAGAAAACUGCUUUUUGUCACUUCAGCUAAUGAUGAGAGGUUGAAUCACAGCCAGUUAUUUUGUUCAUCAUCAUUUGGUACUUACUGUACCUGAGAAGGCUCUGUGGGACAAACGUUGAUCCCAUUCAGUGGCAAAUCAUUCUUUUUAACUGCAGAGAACUGAAUGUGAGGGCUUUUGUACCUAUAGCAAGUGUAUGCACUAAUGAAAUAGUUUCUCAAGUUCAAGAUGUGGUAGAUAUACUUACUUAGGGGAGCAGCAGCAGCAAUAAAAAGAUACCCAGGAGUAAUAUCCUGUAAAAGUAGUUCUGGACUUACGACCACUAUUGAGCAUAACAUUUCUGUUGUUAAGUGAAACAGCUGUCAUCUAAGUUUUGCCCCAUAGUAACACGGAUAUUAAGUGACACUGGCUUCCCUACUGACUUUGCUUGUCAGAAGGUCACAAAAGAUGAUCAAAUGACCCCAAGAUACUGCCACCUCCUUAAAUAUGAGCCAGUAGACAAGCAUCUGAAUUUUUAAUCAUGUGACCAUGUGGAUAUUGCCACAGUUGUAAGUGAAAAAUUGUCAUAAGUCACUUUUUUCAGUAGUCACUAAACAAGCUGUUGUAAAUCAUAGUGUAAGCCGCCCUGAGUCUUCGGAGAAGGGCGGGAUAUAAAUGCAAAUUUUAAAAAAAAUCGAGGACUACCUGUACAUUCCAGGCUUCUGAUAAGCGUGGGCCAAUUGAUGGAGCUUCAAAUGUCCUUUAUUAUUAUUUUUUCUUCACACUCUAGGUUCGUCUUCUCAUAGAACAGGAGUGUCAAACUCGUCGCCCAAAGGCCAGAUGCAUCCCACGCUGGCUAUGCCCACUCCCGGUUUAGCGAAGAGGGGAAAAGUUGCGAUACAUCCACGUGACGGACGUGUCAUCGUGAGUUUGACACUGUCACAGGGUUUAAAAGACCAAAUGGAAUUUAAACGGCACAUUGAGUCCCUCGAGCAGAUUCUAAUCAUCUGCCUUUCCGUAUGAAAUGCCUAUUGAAACCACCAAUUUGUGUUAUCCAAGGAAAGCCAUAAAGAUACCCACAGGAAGCACCACCUGCCAGUUAGCUUCUACCAGGCAUCCCAGGGGCUCCUCGGGCUGCUGAAAAAGUUUUUUAACAUUUCUCACACAUCUUACCACUUUAGCUAAUUAAAUACAGAACUGCCCGGAGCAGGCCCAACCAAUGAAUGCCCUUGUUUUGUAGCCGUGGGCUUGCACAUAGAGAAGAUUAAUGCUGAUGCUGUUUGUGCUAGAGAUUGAAAAUGCUUUGUGAGCGGGCAGACAGACGCUUCCCUGGCCAUAAUCAUUAUAUUUUCUUCAAAUCUGUAGGAGGAACACAGAUCCAAGUAGCAUGGGCUGCAUCCUUAAUAGGUCAAGUCAGAACAGAACAGAGCACGGCUUAGUUUGAUGACCACUGAGGACCUGUAUACUGCACGAAUCAAGAAGAGGGCUGUGAAAAUAUUUACAGAUCCCUCACAUCCUGGACAUAAACUGUUUCAACUCCUACCCUCAAAACGACGCUAUAGAGCAUUGAACACCAGAACAACUAGACACAAGAACAGUUUUUUCCAACAGGCCAUCACUCUGCUAAACAAAUAAUUCUCUCAACACUGUCAAACUAUUUACUAAGUCUGCACUACUAUUAAUCUUCUCAUCGUUUUCAUCACCAAUCUCUUUCCACUUAUGACUGUAUGACUAUAACUUUUUGUUGCUAUCA
This is a messenger RNA of Ahaetulla prasina, 13555 nucleotides long. RefSeq names its product zinc finger MIZ-type containing 2 (gene ZMIZ2). The coding region runs from base 713 to 3574 and encodes 953 amino acids. The transcript is spliced from 20 exons. Lineage: Eukaryota; Metazoa; Chordata; Lepidosauria; Squamata; Colubridae. Gene Ontology annotation, molecular function: SUMO ligase activity; zinc ion binding. The record is from RefSeq and is a predicted model, not a curated record. Gene Ontology annotation, biological process: regulation of transcription by RNA polymerase II; protein sumoylation.